UAUGUCGUUUUAACACUAAUACUACCAGUAUGAUUUUCCCUUUUAUGUAAAAGUCUAAUAAUUUACUCUCUUAUGAGAGUUUCGGACUGACUAUCUUGCCUCAGAUUUUGGAGGGUGGUGGGCAGGCGAUUGAUUACCUCAUUUCCUUAUGACUUUAAUACUAGUUUCGUACUCUAUAGUUUUUGCCUUGGGAUAUACCCUUGCUGCUGUUCAGUCUAAUGGUCUUGCCUCUGCUGCCAUCUUGUGGCCAUUUUUUGGUUUGAAUGUCAAAAGUUCACUCGACUUUGAAAAGUUUUUGUUUUUCCCUUUGGGGAUGGGUACAUUAUCCUUUGGAGAGGGGUUUUUCUUCUAGGACCAUAAAGUGAAAACCCAGCGGAUUCUGGAAGGUGUUCAGGAUUCCCCAGCUACACCAUCGAUGAGGAAAUGGGGUGACAGCUUCCCUUCCAUAUCCAUCAAGCAGAGAUAAUACCUGCCCUCCUCUACCCCAUCCCAUGGUGGGGGGGUACAGCAUGUCCUUUGUGUAAUGGCAGUUUCAAAGUAGGUGUUGACAACUUGCUACUAAUUGGGCCUGAGGAACUGCCUCCUAUGCACCUUGAGAGGCAAGUAAUUUUCUGAAAAGGUUUUGUUUGCCCUAAUAUUCAGUUGGUCUGUGAGAUCCUGGCUACAAAACGGCACUUGAUGCCAUUUUGAAACAUCUUUAUUUCUGUACUUUUGCAUGUAAGCCUGGGACAAGUGAAGCUUGGAGUCAUAUAGAGUUUUUCUCCCCACAUAAAGGUGGCUUUGAUCUUUCAUUUUACAACUGAGGCAAGCAAUCUAGUUACAUUGAUUCCAACAAGGUGAUAGGCAAGUGGCACCUUGGGCAAAUACUGAGAUUGUCCAUUGUUGCCUAGGCAAGCUUCAGUGGAGCAGCCUAUAGAUUAGAAAUGCAAUCUGGCCUCAGGAGUAACUCACACACAUCCCCUUUACUUACUUUCCCUCUGCCUGUCUUCCAGAUGGUCUAUUCAGCAGCCUAAUAAAAAGACAUGCCCAACGGCCAAAACCUGUAGGCUAUUCUGGCAUUGGAUUUGAUAAAUGAAUCUUUGAGAAAAGUUUGCCUACAUUUUUGGAGGCUCAACCGAAUCACAACACUCCUCCUAGUCCUUCACCCCUCUAGAGUCCUAGUGUUCAGCCUGGUGGCCAAUUUUAAAAGUGGGAUCAGCAGUGCUAAAUGGAAAAGACUAUUUGUGGCUUAACCUUGGUUUUCCAGUGUGUCUCAACAAGAGAGCUAGGGCCUGUUGAUUCAGUAAAGUGUUAAAAAAAAAAAAAAAAAAAAAAAAAAAACUUCAUGGACCUCUCAGCACCUGGAAGAAAUUGCCUAACUUUUUCCCUGCUUUGUUAAAUCCAUUCUGAUUGUGUCCUGAGGAAUUCUAAAUUUAUGAGGUAAGGUAUCUUGUCAUUGCUUGGAAUAGUAAUUUGUGAGCCCUCAGUCCUAUUUCGGUUGGGCUAUGUUCCAAAAUCCAAUCUUUGCCUGCUAUGGAUAUAACAAAAAUGUCCUCAGACAGCAGAAAAUAAUGCUACUCUCUUUUACAUUAAAAAAAUAGAGGGGAAAUAAGAACUUUCGUGUGGGCAGCUGUAUCAUCCAGCAGUAGUUAAUUCAAACUUGAAUUUUUCUGAAUACAACCUUCCUGAGGACACAACCCUUGCAGGCAAUAGCAGUUUUGGACUUUUGGCUUGCCUGAGUAUGAAGGAAGGAAAUGGUCCUUUAAGCCAGUGUGACAGCGUAAUGGUUACUCUCCAGGGGACCUACAGUGCCAGUAUGCAAAUGAUGCAUAAUUUUAAAAAGUAAAAUGUAUUAUUCUCAAUAGCGUUCGCUCACUGAGAAAUGAGGAUCUAAAGACAUACUCCCCAAAUCAUUCUGCUCUUGGUUAUCUUGGAACUAGUAUGCUCCUACAGGAUUAUGUAUUUAAGUCUCACUGCCUGGGAGUAGUCACAUCCCGUUAUUUCUUAGAAAGUUUCAUAUCAGGUCUUUAGCUCAUGAAUGUUCUACAGUAACUAAAAUUGAGACGUGUAUGCCUGUAGAAAUUUCCUUUCCCAUCAGUUUCUCUGAAUCUUGAUAUGAACUGUAAUAUGUUACUAGUCUCCAAGUAGUUCGGUUCUUCUGGCCUGCAAAUGCUUUGUGUGCUCUUUAAUUAUAGAUAGAUAUCUCCGACCCCCAGCCCCCAUGCAAUUUCACAGAUUUUUCAAAGAUAUCAGAAAUAUUUGUGCAAGAACUUGAUGUGGGAAGGGAGAUGUCUGGAUGCUUUUUGUCUAAAAGGGGCUACAAAGAAAAGCUGCAUGGGGCUCUGACAAGUAGCUAACAAGGUUUUGGGACUGGGCCUGCAAGUAGAUUGAGCCCCUUUGGGGGGCAAUUCGAAGGAUUCAUCUUUUUCUUAUAAAAAUAAAGUCUUGGGAAUCUUGGAUCCCACAGAAUUGUUUGUGGGGAAAUAGAUGGCACAAACUCACUGUGUCUUAAGAAAGCCAAGGAUAACAGGUAAAAUUCUUAUUCUUGAAAAAACGAGAUAGAAUUUCCAAGAAAGAAAUAUUCUUCCUCCAAGGAAGCCGCUUCUGGAGAGGCAUAUUGGCAGCCCAAACUAUUUUAGGACAUUUGAUGGACAGGGAACAUUUAUCUGAGGAUGUUGGAAGCUAACAUUCUUCGUGAGGUAACAUUUUCUGUAGGAAUUCCAUCUACAAUAAUUUUUAAGAAGAAAACUUAGGGGAGCUUGUCUGGCUCAGUCAGUAGAGGGUGUGACUCUUGAUCUGGAGUCAAGAGUUUGAGCCCCACAUUGGGCAUAGAGCUUUUUUUUAUUUUAUUUUAUUUUAUUUUUUAAUUUUUUUUUUUAACGUUUAUUUAUUUUUGAGACAGAGAGAGACAGAGCAUGAACGGGGGAGGGGCAGAGAGAGAGGGAGACACAGAACCGGAAGCAGGCUCCAGGCUCCGAGCCAUCAGCCCAGAGCCGGACGCGGGGCUCGAACUCACGGACUCACAGACCGUGAGAUCGUGACCUGAGCUGAAGUCGGACGCUUAACCGACUGAGCCACCCAGGCGCCCCCAUAGAGCUUUAAAAAAAAAAAAGAGGAAGAAAACUUUUAGUUCAGCAAGCAAUGAUUUUUUUUUUUUUAAUGUUUAUUUACUUAUUUGGGGGAUGGGGGAGGGGCAGAGAGAGAAAGAAUCCCAAGCAGUUGUCCUUGCUGCUAGCGCAGAGCCCAACAUGGGGCUUGAACUCUGAACCGUGAUACCAUGACCUGAGCCGAAAUCAGGAGUCAGAUGCUUAACUGACUGAGCCACCCAGGUGCCGCUCAGCAAGCAAUUAUUAAAAUGUCCUCCUGGUACCCCCAGUGACAGUCUUAAAUAUUUAUGGAGCAUUUCUUUGUGUUAGGCCCUGGGCUAGGGAUGUAGCCCCUGACCUUGAGGAACCCUGCAAGGUGGAGGUGAGGGGCAAGUCAGCCAGCGGUUAUCAUACAGAGUGAUGAGGUCUUUGCUGAAAACCUGUCAGACCAACUACCGAAUACCUUCACGUCAGAGAAAAAGCAGUCUACUCUUUGAGAAAACUCAGAAAAAGUUCCAUAGGUGGCAUCAAAUGAGAUAAUGACCUAUUAAAUGUACAUGUGUUUAUGUAUAUCUUUACCUUGACUUGGAGUCAAAAGUCAUCCAAGCCAGACUCUUAAGGGCGAACUCAUCACACUUCCAUGAGAUAGGUAUUGUUGUUAUCCCCACUUUACAGAUUAAGAAAGAGAUACACAGAAUCGGAGAUUUGCCCAAAACCACAGAACUUGUAUGGGAGCUGGGGCAGGCCAUGACUAGGCCCUAGCCAGUUUGACUGCAGAGCUCUCAGUCUUACUGGGCAGACAAGGACCACUAAGUGAAAGGAAAUGUGUAAUGUGUAAACAUGACCACUUUAGCAUGUGGUUGGCAUGUAUGAGAUUUUAAGCAUUGGGGAGUAAGUUUUAUUCCUAGCUAAAAGCUCUGGUAUUACAGAUGAGAUAAUACCAAGCUUUUGGUUAAGUACCCAGGAGCUUGUCUUAGUGUUAAACCUCUGCUGCCACUAGGACACAAAAGGAGCACCUUUGCAUUCAACAAAGCAGUGUUUUUGAACAUCUCCUGAGUGCUUUCUUUGAAUGGUUAGAGUCAGCUUCCUAUUUCACAUGUAGUCUGGUGAAGAUGCCCAUGAUUAAUAGUUUCUGUUUAGUUCCCAAACACUUUCGGCCCAACAGAUAUCCCCCUACCCCUGCCCCAGGUAACUGCUGUCUUCAGUUUCUCAUCUACUUCAAGCCUUCACCUUGGAGUCCUUGCUCCAAAAUGUGGCCUUUGUGCUACAGCUACCCAAGGUCCCCCUUGCCCUGUUUAUCCUUUUCCUUUCUGGCUCCAGUGGACCCCGGGGAAGGGUGACCUUAUUAAAGACUCUUUGAAACAAAGUUGUCUGUCAUCUCUUUAGAGACACCUCUCCCCCUCUCUACUGGUAACUCAAAAAGGAACUGUCUCUGCUAUCCACUCCUCCCACCAUCCCUGGAGAAAGGACAGGUUGGAGUAAUAACACGUGGUCAUUGCUUGGGGUGAGCAGCUAGCUAGCUGCUAUAGUGAUUGGAUAGUGCCAGUUCUCAUCCCACCUCCCUGCCAUGAACAGCUGACUGGCUUCUAGGAUGGGGGGGAGGUAGACACGUAAAAAAUUGCUCAGGACCCUCCAUUCUGUGUCUCUUUCAACUUUGGCUUUGUUGUCUUCCUUUAAUCAUUUUUCACUCCCAGCUCUGCUGUUUCCCUUCCAUCUAUUCUCUGGAAUCUUCCAAGCAAGCCGCUGUAACUUUGUAUGCCCUCUCCACCCAGCCCCCUCCCCCUCCUCCUGGGAAGACAAGGAGAGCGCACCCUCUCCCUGUGGGGAUAGGCCUGGGUAGCUGUUGUAACCUGAGAAAAGAAGGAAAAAGGCCAGGCCUAUUGAGCCAGCAGUGAGCUCCCUGUGGCCUGCCAGAGGAUAAGAACCUUGCUCACUCAGCGCCCUCCCUUUUUUCUUUCCCCUCCCCUGCUGCAGCAGGGCCCUCCCCCAUCCGCACACACGGGCUGCUGGGUAAGUGGCAAGAUGGCUCCCCUGCAUGUCUCCGGCUGAUCGCCGCCGCUCCGCCAAUACAAUAGAGCCAGCCACUACCAGCAGCCUGGCCCUCUUCCUCCUCCUUCUCCAGAGAGACCAAUCCAGCCGAACUCGGGGUUUGCCUGAGGAGAAGGAGGAAGUGACCAUGGACACAAGUGAAAACAGACCUGAAAAUGAGGUUCCAGAACCCCCCGUGCCUAUUGCAGACCAAGUCAGCAAUGAUGACCGCCCAGAGGGCAGUGCCGAAGAUGAGGAGAAGAAAGAGAGCUUGCUGCCCAAAUCAUUCAAGAGGAAGAUCUCCGUUGUCUCAGCUACCAAGGGGGUGCCAGCUGGAAACAGUGACACAGAGGGGGGCCAGCCUGGUCGGAAGCGGCGUUGGGGAGCCAGCACAGCCACCACACAGAAGAAGCCCUCCAUCAGUAUCACCACUGAAUCACUCAAGAGCCUCAUCCCCGACAUCAAACCCCUGGCGGGGCAGGAGGCUAUUGUGGAUCUUCAUGCUGAUGACUCCCGAAUCUCUGAGGAUGAGACAGAGCGUAAUGGUGACGAUGGGACACAUGACAAGGGGCUGAAAAUAUGCCGGACUGUCACCCAGGUAGUACCUGCCGAAGGCCAAGAGAAUGGGCAGAGGGAAGAAGAGGAAGAAGAGAAGGAGUCCGAAGCAGAACCCCCUAUACCUCCCCAGGUUUCAGUAGAGGUGGCCUUGCCCCCUCCUGUGGAGCACGAAGUAAAGAAAGUGACUUUAGGAGAUACCUUAACUCGACGUUCCAUUAGCCAGCAAAAGUCUGGAGUUUCCAUUACAAUUGAUGACCCAGUCCGAACUGCUCAGGUGCCCUCCCCACCCCGGGGCAAGAUCAGUAACAUCGUCCACAUCUCCAAUUUGGUGCGUCCCUUUACUUUAGGCCAACUAAAGGAAUUGUUGGGACGGACAGGAACUCUGGUGGAAGAGGCCUUCUGGAUUGACAAGAUCAAAUCUCACUGCUUUGUAACGUACUCAACAGUAGAGGAAGCAGUUGCCACCCGCACAGCUCUACAUGGGGUCAAGUGGCCCCAGUCCAACCCCAAAUUCCUUUGUGCUGACUAUGCUGAGCAAGAGGAGCUGGAUUAUCACCGGGGCCUCUUGGUGGACCGUCCCUCUGAAACUAAGACAGAGGAGCAGGGGGUACCACGGCCCCUGCACCCCCCGCCCCCACCCCCAGCCCAGCCACCACAGCAUCCCCGGGCAGAACAGCGGGAGCAGGAGAGGGCGGUGCGGGAACAGUGGGCAGAGCGGGAACGGGAAAUGGAGCGGCGGGAGCGAACUCGAUCAGAGCGUGAAUGGGAUCGGGACAAAGUUCGAGAAGGGCCCCGCUCCCGAUCACGGUCCCGUGACCGCCGCCGCAAGGAACGUGCGAAGUCUAAAGAAAAGAAGAGUGAGAAGAAAGAGAAAGCUCAGGAGGAACCACCUGCCAAGCUGCUGGAUGACCUUUUCCGUAAAACCAAGGCAGCUCCCUGCAUCUAUUGGCUCCCGCUGACUGACAGCCAGAUUGUUCAGAAGGAGGCAGAGCGGGCCGAACGGGCCAAGGAGCGGGAGAAGCGGCGAAAGGAGCAAGAGGAGGAAGAGCAAAAGGAGCGGGAGAAGGAAGCAGAGCGGGAAAGGAACCGACAGCUGGAGCGGGAGAAGCGUCGAGAGCACAGCAGAGAGAGGGACAGGGAAAGAGAGAGGGAAAGGGAGCGUGACAGGGGUGAUAGAGAUCGGGAGAGGGAGAGGGACCGGGAGCGAGGCAGGGAGAGGGACCGCAGAGACACCAAGCGCCACAGCAGGAGCCGGAGUCGGAGCACACCUGUGCGGGACCGGGGCGGGCGCCGUUAGCUGGGAAAACUUGAGAGGGAGAGCUGCAGGCAUCAGCCACCCUGCCCUGGGGGGUUCGAGGCCACAGAGGGAUAGGUACAAUCUCUACCACCCUAUAACCAGGGGUCUUUCACAUCUUUUACCCAGUGCUGAAGUAUGGCUGCCACCUGUCCCCACAUACCAAAUGGAGUAGUGGCCAUCUUUCCCCCCCCCAAAGCCCCACCCCCAUAACCUAUCUCUUGGGAGUUUGCCCUCUUCUCCCUCUCAUUUCCCAUGUUAAAUCUGAGAGGGAAGAGCUAGGUUAGGGAGGGAGGUGGUUGGCCCAGAGGUGGGGAACAGCCAGAAGCCCCACACCUCUUUCAUUUUUCCUCCAUCCUGCUCACCACCUCCUUUGGGUACUCACACCCCCCUCUUGGGAACAGCCGGGGCCAGGACUGGGUCACCUAUGAGCUGAAUCAGCAUCUCCUCCUGAGUCCCAGGGCCCCUGCAGUUCCCAGUCUCUUCUGUCCUGCAGUCCUUGCCUCUUGCCCACCGGUUCCACUUUAUAUCCACCUUUUCCUUUUGUUCAAUUUUUAUUUUUAUUUUUUUUAUUAUUAAAUGAUGUGGUCUAUGGAAAAUAAUAAAAAUCUGACUUAGUUUUAA
Molecule: messenger RNA, 7569 nt
Organism: Panthera uncia (snow leopard)
Lineage: Eukaryota; Metazoa; Chordata; Mammalia; Carnivora; Felidae
Gene: ACIN1
Product: apoptotic chromatin condensation inducer 1
Exons: 12
Coding region: 5101-6948 (615 amino acids)
Molecular function (GO): nucleic acid binding
Source: RefSeq, a predicted model, not a curated record